Messenger RNA from Drosophila erecta, 1398 nucleotides. Its product is annotated as retinoid-inducible serine carboxypeptidase. The transcript has 3 exons. Gene Ontology annotation, biological process: proteolysis. NCBI's taxonomy places the organism in Eukaryota, Metazoa, Arthropoda, Insecta, Diptera, Drosophilidae. The coding region runs from base 75 to 1358 and encodes 427 amino acids. Gene Ontology annotation, molecular function: serine-type carboxypeptidase activity. The record is from RefSeq and is a predicted model, not a curated record.
AUCAGCGCGCAUUUCCCGCCGAGCAGGCAGUUUAGUUCUACUUUCCUUUCCAUUGACUCGUGAUCAUCGCGAUCAUGCACCUCAAUGGGAAUAAAAAUCAGACAUGGGCGUGUGCCCUGUGUUUUCUUUUGGCACUGAUCUGCGCGCAAGGACGCGUUGGUCUGGGACCUGGAGUGCAGGAAUGGGACUAUGUGAAAGUGCGGGAGGGCGCUCACCUCUUCUACUGGCUUCUAUACACCACGGCCAAUGUGACCGACUUCACUGAGAGGCCGCUGGUAAUCUGGCUGCAAGGGGGGCCCGGAGUGGCCUCCACCGGCAGCGGGGUCUUCGAGCAGUUAGGGCCCAUCGACAUCGAGGGCAGGAAGCGGGAAAGCAGUUGGGUGGACCACGUGAAUGUUCUUUUUGUGGACAGUCCGGUGGGCACGGGAUUCGCAUACGUGGAGCAACACGGCCUGUAUGCCAGAACCAAUAGGCAGAUAGCCCUCGAUCUCGUGCAGUUGAUGAAGCAGUUUCUCCAGAAGUAUCCCGAUUUUCGAAAGGUGCCCCUGCACAUAUUCUCCGAGAGCUAUGGCGGAAAAAUGGCUCCCGAAUUCGCGUUGGAACUGCACUUGGCAAGGAAGCGGGGCGGAUUGAAAUGCGAACUGAAGUCCGUGGUAGUGGGCAAUCCCUGGACCUCCCCACUGGACAGCAUUCUGUCCUAUGCCCCCUUUCUGCUCCAAUCGGGCAUUGUGGAUGAUGACGGCUAUCGUCGAAUAUCGCGUUUGGCCGGCGAGUUGGCAGCACUUGUUUACGGCGGAAAGUGGUUACGCGCCUUGAUGAAGGCGAGCGAGGUUCAGGAUGAGAUCUCCGCCAGUGCGGGCGGCGUCUUCAUCUACAACACCCAGCGGCGCGUUCACGUGGACGAGGUCUACCGGUACGGCGAGGACCCGCAAAUGAGCCACUUCAUGCGGUCCAACGUGACUAAGGCACUGGGACUGGCCGAUAUGCCCGUGUGGAUGGAGCAGAACUCUACAGUAUUCGAGCGACUCAGUCAGGAUAUUUUUAAGCCUGCGAAUCAUAUUGUGGCCAAGCUGCUCGAGGAGACGCCCAUACAGGUGGGCAUUUACUCGGGCAUUCUGGACCUACUCUGUGCAACGCCCGGCACCGUUAGCUGGAUCCGCCAACUGAAGUGGCGCCUCCGCUCGGAGUAUGCCAAGGCGAACCGAACCGCCAUUCGGAUCGACGGGAUGCUGGAGGGGUACGAAAAGCACGGCGGACGACUUAGUAUGUUCUGGGUCUUUCGGGCGGGACAUCUGGUGCAGCAGGAGAACCCGACGGCAAUGGCGUACAUCCUAAGAUACUUCACCAGCUAUGGGUAGACUACAAGUUCCUUGGAAUAAAGUUACAGAGCUUUUGCAA